Caenorhabditis auriculariae is the source of this 8268-nucleotide messenger RNA. Lineage: Eukaryota; Metazoa; Nematoda; Chromadorea; Rhabditida; Rhabditidae. The record is from the annotation of a GenBank genome assembly.
AUGGGUCGCCGAGAGAGAAAUAGUAGAUGGGAUGAGGACGAAGAGCCGCCGUCAAAGUUGGUUUUUUUUUCUUUAUUGUUCCUAUGUUUUAACGCGUUGGUAGAGUUGGGCAAAAGAUUCUAGGAAUUCUUUGACCGUUUAUAAAAAAGUGGACAAGGGCUCUAGUACGCUGCAUUUUUGCGUCUAUUUUUCAACCUUUAUUGAGCCUUCAAAACUUCAGCGAAUUGACAGGUUUGAUGAUUUGCGCAAAACGAAUUUCAUUCAAAGCUCUUUUGGCGCCCGUUUUUGGCUCUUCCGAAUGGUCAGAGUGAUCUCUCAUCGGAUUUACGUUACACUGAAUAAUAAACAUGACUAAAUUGGUGAAAAAAUACUUAACUACUUCUUUCAAGGAUAAAACCGGCAGAAGGCAACUCGAGUAGGCCGACUCACCACAUUCCUUCAAGAUGGGACUAUGACAGCGACGAAGAGGCGUCUCGUAAUCAUCGCAGAAGCCGUGACGACAGCAGAUCUGACGAUGUUAGUCAAUUUUUCAUGAUUUGAGCAUGUAUUGCUCGAGUUAUGAUUCAAUUUUUCUAAGCGGCAAGAAAUGUUCUCGGUUCGGAGAAAGAUCAAAAAAAACGACAGAAAAAAGAGCCCCAUGAAUUACUUUAUACCCCAAGUUUCAUGUUCAUUUGGCACCAAAAAGUCCCAGUCUCAGAACUCUUUUCGAUUAAAAUAAUUUUUUUUUUCUUUAUCCUUUUAAUUUUUUGAAUAAUAAAAGAAGAUUUUCUGCUUACGAAUACUUAGAAAAGCCGGUUUUCUAAAAAGUAUUACUUUCGAAAACGGUUAAAUUUUUUUCGAAGAGGUUUAAUACGUGUAGGUUAAGUUUAUGUAUUUAUCUGCUGGAUGUUGUACGUAUUCAUAUUUUUAGUCUUCAUUCUUUUUUUUUGCGUUUUUUAUCCACUUUUUUAUUUUGAUAUUUCAAUACUUAUCUUUUUUUGCCGCUUUUUAGCAGGAGGAAAGCCAAUCAAGGCACGUCGACAUGGAUAUUACCCGCAGUCGCUCAGUUUCACCAGAUAGGGAAAGAGGUGAUCUGUGAUGUUGAAUGUAAGUCAUCAACUAAUGAUUGAAGACAUUCCGAACGGUAUAAGAGACGCCGAAGAUUCGCGAAAUCGCUCUUCGGCUAGGUCUUUCUCACCAAAACUUGAUUCGCAACAGGAAACCGAUCCUUCAUUUCAAAAGUAGGUUAUCCUUUUCCUAUGUUUUCUUUUUUUUUGCUCACUGAGUUUUAGAAGUCUUGAUUUUUUUUUCUUUUUCAAGUUUUAUGAAGUUUAUAUCGUCUCAAAUUAUCACAGUUUAUUUUUUAAUCUUUCGCAAGUACUGUUGUUCAUUCAGGCCUCAUUCAGAACACGUUUCUUCCAAUUUUCGUGUUUUCAGAAAUAUUAUUCAUAUUUGGAACAGGUCAAUCUUGCCGUUCGCUGAUCCAGACGAAAUCCGCGAUGGCAUCGUUUAUGAGAGCGAUGUCUACUCAGAUGUGACGCAUUUUUUGUUUUUUUGUUAUCCGAAAUAUUGACUUUUCAGUUCCUAGAGUAUUGGAUGGCUUUUAUACAAUCGAAAUGCGCCAGCAUGAAAAUGAAAAGUGUUCCUGAAAAACCGAUGGAAACCAUCACAGGUUGGAUUCAUUUUUUUUUUCGAAUUAUAAAGGUUUGAUGAAGUCAUUAUAAUUUCCUCGGCCAUCUAUCCAUAUGAAUUCUUUUUGAGUCGGUUAGCUAUCAAUAUUUUGAAAAAAAAUGUUUGAGCAUUUUUUCAAAGCUCUGUCAAAAAAAAGGCUACUUCACUUUGUGGUCAAAAAUUUCCUUAAUUUUGGGAGAACAAGAAUAUUCUGGAAGUCUCAAUCUGCACAACUUUCUAGUCUUCACGAAAGAGCCCCUCAAAGUCAAAGAAAAUCCGUUAAAUUCGAUUAUUUUCGAGCUCUGGUCCCUUAUUCAUCGUGAAACAGAAAGUUGGGCAGUUUGAGACUUUCAAGGCCUUCCUCUGAGACAUCAAGAGGUGUUCUGAUCAAUUUUAAGAAAAUUGGUGGUAUGAAAAAAAGAUCAAUUUUCCGAUUUUUUCAUAUCGCUAGGGAACUUUCCGACUUUUUUCCCAUAUAUUAUUCGGUUUAUGAAACAUUAUUAACAUCUUUUUUUCCUAUUUCUUUGUGUUUUAAUCAUGAAUAACUAGUCUACUUUAUAUAGGAUGUUUCAUAACGAAAAUUAUAUCGAGAAGUCGGAAAAAGAUUCGGCGGAAAGGUGGCCGUCGGAAAGUUCCCUAGCGAUAUGAAAAAAUCGGAAAAGUCGCCGUUCGAAUUUUUGCUGGUCUUUUUUUUCAUACCACCAGAAAAUUCCCAUUCGCAACGACUUACCUUGUUAGUUGAAAAAAGAGCAAUUAAGAAAAUUUGAUUGAAUUGAAAUAUAUGAAGUUUGGUGGUUUUAUGCCGUUUUUUUCAGAGAUUUUUAAAAUUCAUAGUGGUUAAUUCUCUUUUUAUUUUUUUUUUCAAAUCGUGUCGAUGGAAAAAAAGUACCCUGUGUCAAUAAGGUAAUGUUUUACCAAGACGGAAGAAUUUUUUUUUGUCUGUUUUCUGAACAACGCGGAAGUCACACGUUUCGUCACAUCAGGAAGCAUUCUCGUGGAUUUUCUGGACCAAUUUGUCCUUCGAGAGAACAUUCGACGACAGGAAUCUCGAAUUUUUUGAAACUAUAACACGGAAGGAUUCUUCCUGGAUUUUGAGGGAAAGCCUCAAAUUGACCUUAAAAAGGUUUUCAGAGAUCUUCAGAGUUUCGAAGAAGUGAAAUAAGAAGAUUCUACUCUUUUUGUUCAUUAAAAAAAUGAAGUUCGGAACAACUUCCAAAGACUAUUCAGCAAAAAUUGACGAGUAUCAAUUUUUGAAUGAUCGUCAUAGUGUGUUUAAAACGCUAUGGAGUUUCCCGGCACAUAUUCCAUCUAGAGCUUCUCUUAAAUAUUUUAGAUUAGUACAAAGCAGCAGAAGAAUAAUGAGGUUUGAUUAGGGAGAUCCUUGAAAAUUUGCUAGGGCUGUACGUCAACGCACUUGGAAGGGGCGACCGCGAGAAAAAGUUCAAGAGCUGUUGACCUGGAAGAGAAGUUUCUUUAUAAUCUCAAAAACAUUUUAGAAAAAAUAAAUCUUAGUUUUAAGCAAGUUAAUUUGAUGUCAAUGAUGUAAAUCGAGUGUUUUUUUUUUCUUUCAGUGGCCAACCGAGCAGAGAAGCAAUGUAUAUCUUUCCCGUACGAUAUAAAGCCUGAAGACCGACAGAUGCUCCUCCACUGCGAUUUGCUUGUUCCUGGCUUGCCACCAGCUAUUUUCUUUGGGAGUGGAUUUGGUCUUAAGUACGUUUUCUUCUCAGAGGCAUCACAAAUUGAACUCUACAAUUUCCAGAGCCGUCAAGGCCAAAGGGGCGGCGGCCAAGGAUUUCGUCGAUAAAUGCAAUCGGCUCGGACUUUUAAGCAGUGAUCUGCACAUGGCUAUCUCCGCCGACGGAAAAUUCGAUAGGGUCAUUUUUUAUAGUGAAUUCAAUUAUUAAACAUAUCCGCUCGCAUAUUUGUAUUCAAAUAUUAAUUGUUCUGCUUAAAUUUCUGGGUUGAACAUUUAUUGAAGGAUGGUGUGAUCAAGUUCUUCAAGCUCUUUUUUUCAGAGAAAAAAAUUGCCCGCUUUCGCUCUGGCCACCAAUGCGAUGGUUUCUUUUCUUAAAAGAAUGGCCGAAAGUUGGUUUUUCUUUUAAAUUUUUCCUUUUCAGUUCCGAUUAAACUCAGUUACCACUCAAAAAUUCACCAGGGAACAAAUUCUGAAUUUUCUCACACAGACACGUACAAGAAUUUUUUUUAAUUCAAGUAUUUUCUGCAGACGAAAAAAGUAGUUUUCUAAUUAUUUUGUGAAAUUCAGUUCAAGUUUUAUUUUUGAAAUUAGUAUUUUUUUUUAUUUACGUUCAAGAUUUAGUUGACUGGCCUGUGAGAGUUCUCGAAGUUCGUGUCCUGGAGCCUGACACUAUUCAACAGUUCAAAGAUUUGUUCCGCGAGGUUAUUUUUUCACACAUAAAUAGUUUUUUGCAGACCCUACUGCCUGAAAAAAAGUUGUUCACAAAGUUCCCGACGUUUAAUUGCAAUUUUUUCUUUUAGGUUUCGAACGAAGUAUAUCAUCGGUAUCCGGCUCUGCUUCGGCCUCUACCGACAAAGGUUUUUUUUCCAAAAUAUGUUUUGUUGGUCAAAGUCAUACUUUGAAGAAGGAAAAUGCUGCUGAAACGGCUCCUGCACAAGGCAAACCGGCUCCUCAGGCUUCUUUUGCUUUUUCGCAGCCGAAAGACGUACAGAAUAAUGCUCCGAUGAUGAUGAUGCCACCCGGAUUCUUUCCUCCUCCUCCCCCUCCGCACUUCGAGGGAAUGCCGCCGAUGAUGCCUCCUUUCUAUCCUGGCUUCCCUUAUCCGAUGACUUCCAAUCAACAAGAAUCCGCCAGUUCGUCAAACAUGAUGCCGCCUGUUGUCGACCCAACAGCCGAGCUUCGAAGGGCCGAGGAAAUUAUAAAACUCAAAGAGCAAGAGAUGAAACUGCGCAUGGAGGAAGAGCUGGCUCAGAAACGCAAGGAGCUGGAACAGGAAAUCCGCAAAAAGGUUAUCGAAGAAGAGCGCGCGAAGCUUCAUUACGAGCUGGCAGCAAUGAAAAACGCAGCUGUCGCUUACUCUCCAUCCGUUCCACCACCUUCGAUGAACCUUCCACCCCCUUCAAUGGUUCUCCCUCCGCCGUCAAUGGUUCUCCCCCCGCCGUCAAUGGUUCUACCACCUACAAACGUUCCGCCGCCUAACUUUGUAGUUGUGCCGCCUGUAUCCUUGGUGCCUAACCCUACAACCUCUCAGCAACAACAGCAGCAGUCGGAUCAGAUGAAACGUGUGAACAGCUUGAUGCAGGAGCUGGAACGAAAAUUGAUGGAGCUGCGACAGAAGGGCGAUUCUGCAACUCUAACAAGAAUAUUCAACUCGAGAGCCUUCCAUUAUGUCUCAAGCGUGGGGUCUGGCAACGUACCCGCGAUGCGAGUCGAAGAACAAGUCAAACUUGCCGAUGAACUGAGUCUUCUGCUGGCCGAGUGUUACCAAGUCGACACGGCUCCAACGGCCUCCACUUUGGUUGCUCCAACGCAGACUCAGCCCAAGACCGACACAACCAGAGUUCACGUCGGCAACAUGACUCUGCGGCCUUUGACGGGUUUCGAACAGCGGAGACUGGUUGCUGGAGACAAGGUCAUCGCUCAAGACAUGAAGAACGGCAAAUGGACCUUGGCGAGUGUAAUGAAGGUCUCCGGUGAGCGAGUCACCCUCUCCGUCCAAGGAACUGCUUGGAGGAAGAACAUGAACGAGCUCUACAUCGAGGAGGAUUAGUCGAGCUUUGUAUUGAUUUUUUUUGUUUCCAAGGCCUUAUGGCCCUUACGAUUUUUGUCAUUUCUUUCCUUAUCCUGACGUGUUAUAAAAAAAUUUCCUAAUAAAAAUUAUUCAUUUAUCUAAUUCAUAUGGUUUAUUAAAAAUCAAAGUUGAGUCUUCAUUGGAAUUACAUGAAAGAAUUUGCGAAGAAGGAUUUUUCAAAAAGCUUUUCAGGAGGUGACGCUGAGAUACUGCAAAGCUCGGUUCGUUUGUGACUGUUAUCUUAAUUUUCUAGGAAAAAAGCAAACGAAAAGAUUUGGUUGCGUGAAAGCUUUUAUCGAAGUAAAUCGUCAAAGUAUAGUUCAAUCACCGCUAUUUCGAGAAAUUUUAGUUUCUGUAGUGUUUUCUGAAGGCGAAUGGAUUAUAUUUUAAUUACCUCAUGAUUUCAUCUGACCGUGAGGUGUGAAAAAUUUCAAAUAAAAUUUAUUCACGGAUGACAGAUCACAAGGAGCACGUCAAUUUCGUCGUCAAUCUUUUUUUUUAUCGUUCAGAAACUCAUUUAUAAUUUUAAUAUUCGCUCAGACGUACCGGUCAGACCUUUAUCUAUGUAAAAAAAACGAACUAAAAAACGUAUUUCCAAAAUAAAAAAUCUUUUCUUUCAUAGGCCACGUCGGCAGUCUUCGACGCUAUAAUUUUUGCUUUUCCGUCGUUUCUCACAUUUUUGAAAGGAAUGUUGAGUAGCGAGAGUCGCAGUGACGAUGAAAUCGUGAGUCCCUUCUCACAUCGUUUUCCCACAAGCCUUGAAGUUGAGGUUCAUCGGGACGUCGUCCUUCAAGUUCCGGUUGGUUCAAUGGCUUCUGCAGCUCUGAAACGCGGACGUUUAUUUGGGUUAAUUUUAUCAGAAUCUUUUCUAGAAAUAAGAGAUCUCACCGAAACUAUGGAAAAAAAUAUACAUAUAUGAAUAGUCGUUAUAAUUAAAAAACAGUGAAAAAUAAAAACUCUCCGCCAGUUCAGAACAGUGCUUUCUACAAAUGCUCAAAAGGAAAAAAUAGCUGUUCCCCCUGCUAAGCCUCCAGUUCAUUUUAAAUCAAAGGUAAGGGAUUGUCCUUUUUAUGAAUGUUCACUUUGAAGGCCUCAACUUUUCUGCGGAUGAAGUUAACAGGCGUAUAGCUAGUUGACCACUGGCUUGAGACCAAAAAACUGAACCAGAAUUCGUUAUCCAGGCCCUAUUAGACUCAUAUUUUUUAAAUGACUGACUUCCAUUUUUUUUUUUUGGUAUAAUUUUUCUUUAAGCUAGCCGAUAAUGAAGUUUAUUUUGCAGUGGUUAAAACUGGAUUUCUUUGACCUUUACACUCGUGGACUCACCCAAAAGUUAUUUAGAUAAAAAGCAAUUUAACUACUAUACUUGAAAAUUAAAUAAUUAAUAAAAAUCGAAACUCUAGCUUUCGAGACAAUGUUCAAAAGAAUAAAACUGUGAUUAACGUCGCAUAUUUAAUAAAAUCCUCGAAGAAUCAGCCUCAAUCGAGAAAGAAAGCAGUAUUGGACCGGACGAACAUCGUUUUGUCAGAAAUGGCGGAAGUUUUCGGCUGCUCAGUUCUUCACCAAACAGGUUUUCGAAAGACCUGAAUGAUAAAAUCAAGAAAAAGCACCACCAGUUCGAUCGAAUUUCGACGGAAGCACAUAUCUGAUCAGUGGUUUUGACCGCAUUCCUUCUUGUAUUUUUGGUGGCCGGCUUAAGCUUCUCGAUUCUGAUGUUGAUGAUCCGUGAGUUUCAUUUACGAUUUCUCAUUUUCAGAUUCUGUAAUCUGUCAAUGGUUGUAGCUAGUAGUAGUAUAGCUUUUUAAUCGGGAAAUCUCGUUAACAAUAUUGCGAAUUAAAAAAAAAUUCACAUAUAACGUUUUUAAUAUCCUUUUUUAUAUCAGAAAAAACUUUUUAAGAAGACUUUUCUCGCAAGAAAGAAGUUUUCAUUUGCAAGUUUUAACUUAGAAUCAAUACUUUAUGGCCCGUUUUUCUUAUUCUCACUUUUUAGACCAACGGAAGCUUUCUUCACAACUGUCCGAAACCAGUUUCUUUGCUCUUUCAAGAGGAUUUUGCACCCGCGAUUGUUCAGCAGAAUUGCAAAUUUCGCGGAUAACGGCGCUGAUAAGGUAUGCUUUUAUCAAUUCUCAAAUUUAGUGUUGACGGAAGUUGGAAAAUUAUGAAAUAUAUUUGGAGCUUUCAGACUUGGCGGAUUGAGUUUUUCAAGAGCGCCCAAUUCAGGGAAAUGGUUGAACGUUGCACGAAUGUUCUGAAACGUGGUGCGUCAUAAGUUUCAAGACUUUGUUUUUUAAAUCUUUUUUUCAAUAACAGAUCGCUGGUCGCCGCUGUUUCAUGUUUCCGGCGAACAGUGGAAUCCCUACGACAAGAAUAUUUCCGUCUUAAGGUACCUUUUUUUUAAAGUUUUUUUCAGAGAUUUAUGAGCAUCAGUUACAAUAUUCAUAAUUGGUGAAAAAUUUUUUUGAUCUGAGCUCCUUUAUAUCAAGGAAUAAUAAGUUGCCUAAAUCGAUAAACCUUAGAAGUAGAGAUAAAAAAACCUUAAAAUCGCGACACCCGAGAAAAUUUCAAUGACAGUUUUUUUCGAUUUUUAAGUUCUGUUUUUUUGUUAUAGGGAUAUAACUUUUUUUAUGAGAUUUUUUUCGGACACUUUCUUUUUGGAAGAGCUUUUUCAGAUUUUUUUCUAUAGAAAAAAAGGUCAUUUUUUUCGAUAAGUCUCCUUUUUUUCAUUUUUUUGAACUUUCUUUCUGAUUUAUCUUUGUAUUCGAUUCCCAGGACGCAGUUGUUCAAAUCUCUGGAGAGCGAAGCGAAUUCUUUCUGGACAAAGGAGCGAAUCGCAAAGUUUGGUGACCCUUAUUGA